Molecule: messenger RNA, 516 nt
Organism: Closterium sp. Yama58-4
Lineage: Eukaryota; Viridiplantae; Streptophyta; Zygnematophyceae; Desmidiales; Closteriaceae
Source: the annotation of a GenBank genome assembly
AUGCACCCACAUCCCACGUCCCCCCUCACGUCCCCUCUCCCCCAGCUAUCCAAGUACGCGGACCCCUCGUGCUUCACGUACAACCUGAACCACGUGGUGCUGCUGGUGGGCUAUCGCCUCACCGGCUCAGACCCGACCUUCCCGCACAUGGCGCCGCCCUUCUGGAUCAUCCGCAACUCAUGGGGCCCGGAGUGGGGCGACGGCGGGCACAUGCGGAUGGACAUCCAGGGGGGCGACGGCGUGUGUGGGAUCAACACGCUGCCUGGGAUCUACUCGGUGGUGCGCGCUGCCAAGGACCCCUGCAGCGUCAACGGCACCAGCAGUGGGGUGUUUGGGCCGCUCUUCAACCCCUGUGGCAACUUCACGUGCACGCCCACGCCUGAUGGGGCCAGCAACCACUGCGACUGCAACGACCCGCGAUUCGUUGAGGCGCUUCAACCGGACAACUCGCGCACCUGUGCUUACAGUGAGCUCUCCCCUGUGCUUACAGUGAGCUCUCCCCUGUGCUUACAGUGA